Molecule: messenger RNA, 6584 nt
Organism: Cyclopterus lumpus (lumpfish)
Lineage: Eukaryota; Metazoa; Chordata; Actinopteri; Perciformes; Cyclopteridae
Product: ataxin-1-like
Exons: 3
Coding region: 680-3187 (835 amino acids)
Biological process (GO): negative regulation of transcription by RNA polymerase II; nervous system development
Cellular component (GO): nucleus
Molecular function (GO): RNA binding; protein binding
Source: RefSeq, a predicted model, not a curated record
AGGGAGGGAAAGAGAGAGAGAGAGAGAGAGAGAGAGGGAAGCAGCCAAGCAGAGAGGGAGCUGGCGGUCUGGUGGCCUUGCAUAACACACGUUGGAGCAGCCUUGAACGCAGGACUUGGUGUUAGCUACAGCAGAGGGGGACUUCCUUUACCGUCAGCCCGUUGCAGCCGCAGCGGAGCCUCCACAUCGGAGAGUCGAGAGAGGACGGCAGAGCUGGAGCAGCUCCAGCACAGGCUGCGGGAGGAGAGAGCGGCACAAAGGAGAGAUUCAGGAAGAGGACUCCUAGAAAACACGUCUCCAACACACAGACACACACACGCACACACACACACACACACACACACACACACACACACACACACACACACACGCACACAGACACACACUCACACUGAGAGGCAGGACGACUCAUUGGACAUGCUCUGCAAGCAGUGGCUGUGGAGAGACUGAUUCCUGCCGACGUUGUGGAAGAGGUGGAUCAGUCAGAGAUGAUUCCUCAUGAAGUCUAUGGAGCUCAUUUUGUGAGCUGGAGCUACUCCAUCUUCUCUGGUCUGAGAUCUGGAGCCGUCUACCAGUGAGAGCCAGAGCCACACAGCACACAGAGAGGCAGAGGGAGACAAAGAAAGACCCAGAGCAACCUAAACGCACUAACUGGGAAUAUUAAAACCACACUGGCACAAUGAAAUCCAACCAGGAGCGAAAUAAUGGAUGUCUGCCUCCUAAGAAGAGGGAGAUCCUUGCUCUGGAGCAGAGGCCAAUGGUCGUAGCCACAGCAGCACCUCCAGCUGCAGUGGUUACUGAUAGUCCACACACAGAGAACCUAGCAUGGCUGGCAAGUGUAGCCAGCGAACGCUGCAAAUCCAGGGACGCAGAAAGCCCAAGAUGUCCCAUCUCCUCCACUUCCUCCUACUCUCCCUCCACCUCUAUCCCUUCCUCGACCACUCCUCUGUCUGCGGUGCCCCUGGCUUCUCUCCCUGCAGUUUACCCCACAGCCCUUCACCAGCAGGCCGGGACUAUCCAGUUUGCUCAGCUGGGACCCAACGUUCAGUUCAUCAGCUCUGGGCCCUACGCUGGCUACAUCUCCUCUCACAUCAUCUCCGCCAAUGCUGGCUCUGCACUUAACAGCUCUACCAUGGCACAGCGUCCCCAGCUGGAUGGCUACACCACUGCCCUCAUCUCCCCCAACACCAAAGGGGAGCAGCAGUUUCACAUAGGCCUCUCUCCCACAGAAAUGACUCCUGUGUCGCUUCCUAACUCUCCCCAAGUCACCAGCCAGUACAUUCAUCUGGACAGCAGAACACCUCUGGCUGUAAGCGGAAACACCAUCACUUCACCCACAGCCCACCUCCAGCUCCACCCUCACACAGCUGUCCUCCCUCAAACGCUAACCCUGGCUCCCUCCCAACUUUUGGUACAGUAUGCAGAUGGUUCAGUUGGAAAGAAACCAGAGGGGCAUGCUAAGGGUGUACUGAAUGGGGAAUUUGAGGUGGUCAAACAGACUAAAACUCCCAGUCAUCAUGUGAACCAUCAGCAUGUCCAGAGCUAUGAGACCAGACAUAUCCUCCUGCCUGCAGACUACGGCCAAAACCCUUCAGGACUCCAGACCUCCUUGGUGCUGUUGGCCCAGCCCAACCAUGGAGCUGAACGGGAAACUGGCUUAAAUAAGUUCUCAUUUGUCCAGACUGAGAAAGGAGGCAUCUGUUUGGGGAAACCAGUGUCGAGAUCCUCCUCCUUCACCUCCCUCUCUUCCUCAGAUUUGGUUAAGUCUGUUGCUCCUCAUACAGUCAUCCAGACCACUCUAGCCCACGAGGAGCUGCCAGCCAGUCUGUAUUCCACCACACAGCCGCCCAUCAUUGGCUACAUCACCAGUGCAAAUCAGCAUGCUGUCAGCUACCAUGCGGCGCUGCCUCAGCACCUGGUUAUCCCCAGUGGUCAGUCCCUCCUCAUUCCAGUCAGCGGCACCAAUAACGGCACCGAAAUUGAGGUGAGUCGUGCUGUCAGCACCCUGACUGCUACGACUACCCCUCAUAUAUCCACCGCCAUGCCGCAUGCCUAUCUGGCCACGGCCCUGUCCAAGUGUGAGGCGCUUGGGCCAGAUGGAAAUCAGCCACCCCCUGCUGUCGCUCAGGCACCAGCAAUGCCAGUCCUGCCCUCGAACCCGGCUCCGGCCAUGGUGGCAGCUCCCUCCCCAACUCCUGCUCCUGUCCCCAGUCCCGCCCCUGUUUCCAUCCAAUCCUCCCACUCCAUUUCCUCUCCUUCUUCCCCUGUGGCACUUCCUCCGUUCUUCAUGCGAGGAUCCAUCAUCCAGCUGGCCGAUGGGGAGCUGAAACGCGUGGAGGACCUGAAGACGGAGGACUUCAUUCAGAGCGCUGAGAUUAGUAGUGAGCUGAAGAUUGAUUCCAGCACUGUUGAGCGUAUUGACAGUGGACAGAGUCCUAAUGCCGUUGUCAUACAGUUCUCAGUGGGAGAGCUCAAAGCCCAGGUGUGCGUGGAGGUGCUGCUGGAGUAUCCCUUCUUUGUAUUUGGCCAGGGCUGGUCCUCCUGCUGCCCAGACCGGACCACCCAGCUGUUUGAGCUCUCCUGUGCUAAGCUGUGUGUGGGUGAUGUAUGCGUGUCGCUGACCCUCCGCAGCUUGAGGACCACUUCAGUAACAGACAGCCAGGCUUCGGGGACCAAGCUGAAGACGGGUCACUUCUCUGACUCUUGUCACAAUGUGGAUCCCCCCGUCGUGAAAAUGAGUCCUAGUCCAAAUGCUGCAGGCAGAAAUAGCGGCCCCCCCAUGAAGGCUUCCAGUGCAGACAGGCUGGAGAGGGACCAGGUUAUUGGACCAGGAUCAGGACAAGGACUAGAACUACUAUCGGGAUUGGGACUAGUUCCAGGACCAGGGGAGGGGAUCUAUGGAGCUGGAGCAAUGCUGGCAGUCUCUGGGACUGUAGAAGUGAGACAGGAAUCAGUGAAAACAGACACGCCUGCCCUUACCAAAAUACAAUGCAGUGAUCCAGAGAGACCCAACGUUCGCAAGAGACGCUGGUCAGCUCCAGAGCGCGACCAGACUGAACGAGCUGAGGAGGAGCCUCCUCUGACUCUGCCCAAACCUUCCUUCAUCCCUCAGGAGGUAAAAAUCAGCAUAGAGGGCCACUCCAGGAUUGGGAGUGGAAGGUGCUUGAAUAAAAGAAUAGACUGUUGAGAGAACUUCAAGGAGUUUUGAUUACCUGUGGUUUGCUUUGUGUUUGAUUCCCUCUCUUUCCAGACUACUGUAAUAUACGCUGAGUUUACACAAUAUUUACACGUUUUUCUUUUUCUUUUUCUUCACACAAGUCUGAUAUCUACAAUGAAGUACAGUAGAGCACCUUCAUAAGCGGUAUCAAAUACGAGAUCAGUGCAAUCAUUGCUUAAAGCAAAAAUGAAUGCGGCGUGAAUGUUGAGCAUGAAUGGAAGUCGGACACCUGAGAGACUUUUGACUUGCGUGUCGCACAUCAUAAGCUGAUUCCCCUUCGUCGACGUGGCAGUCGUCCAUUCCUCUUAUCACACGAACAAGCACAGACCCCAAUGUCAGCGUGUACAAAGUGGGUAACCAUGUUUUGAUUACCAACCCGUUUGUUUCACUGUCAAUUUGGUUUGUCGUGAUGUUUAUGGGCGUUUGAGGUCAAAGGGAGAUCUGCGUUUUAACGACGACGCUCAAUCACCAAGGCGGUGAUCUUUGCUGCCUUGAGUUUCUGAUGAAGUUUUAUUUAAUUACAUUACGUUUUCAUUUUCAUACCGUUGCAGAUGUGUGCGCUGCCGCAGGUGCCUGUGUGUGUUUGUGUGUGUGUGUGUGUGUGUGUGUGAGUGUGUCUGUCUGUGUGUUUUUCUGUGUGGCUGUCAGAUGGAGCGCAGCAUUAAGGUGUGUUUAAGUGGCCGUAGCUGUGAGCUCCUUUGUCCAUACAACCUGCAAAUAUCAAGACUGAAAAGGCCUGAAUGUAAGUCGCUGAAUUAGUCUUCAAUCAAUGUAUCAUUUGAUCCCAUUGCUUUAAAAUGUGUGGGUGGCAGCAGUUGCACAUGUGUGCUUUUCUCUGAUGAAGUUCCUGCGUCAAAUUUUAGCAAAUUUAUGUAUGGACUUGUACUGCAAUAUAAACUCUAGUUGGUCGAACUGCAUUCAUUUAUUAUUUUGCUACUUGAGGGCAGCGCUGACAUAUUUUAUAUGGCAAACUUAGAAAACGAUUGAGCAAUUAUACAUCAAGCAACACAGAUCAUUAUUCAUUUGGAGUCAUCGUUCAGGUGGUCUGAUAAAUAAAGUCCAGUUGACCCUACUUGUUGCUCUGUUUUGGUCUCAACCCGCUCCUGAGGGAAAUCUCUGGCCCUUGAGUCACUAAAUUCUCCAUCUUGGUCACCAGCUAGUUUCUAACUCUGUUUGCCGUUUGCUGCCGUGCAGGAAGUGUAGAAUGGAUUCAUCAGAGCAUUUCACUGAAACAACUACCUCCUGCGCCUCAAAUCCACCCUGGUGAGAGAAUGUUGCAGGCCAUAAAACCAAAACAUUGAGCUGAAGGAGGCUAAACAGCUUUGCAGAGCUAAGAGGAAUGGCAGAGUCUGGUAACAAGAGUCUCUCUUUACAUUACACAUAACCAUCAUAAUAACAACAAAGUUAAUAAAAACAUGCUGCUGAAAGCAACUUUAAAUGCAAACACAUCAUAAAACAAAGAUAAAUAUGGCAUAUAUAUGUAGUUUAGGGUAAAACCUAUUUUCCUCAAUGCUGGCAUGCCUUUCUUAAGUCCAUACCUGUUAUAUCAGAGUAUGGCUGUUUUGAUUAAAACUGCUUUUUUUAGUAGAGCCAUAAUACAUAUUCUACAGUUCAUACUCAGGAACCGUGUGUAUCUGUAAGUGUGUGUGUGUGUGUGUGUGUGUGUGUGCGUUGGUCUGAGACAGCAGGUGUUUGUCCACAGUCAAUGUACGUGUUUGUGUCCUGAGCAGCAGCACUUUGAUCAAGCAUCCAGCAGGUGAGUGUGUGGCGUCCCUGUUCCUCAGCUGUUAGAUGUAAAGAAAAUAACCAACUGACUGUUUUGUAUCCGUCCCACAGGGAUAUCAUUGAGAGAAAACAUUAUAUACCAGGGCAGGGAAUGUAAACACACAUCUCAACUUUAUUUUUGAUGACUGACAGAGCUACUAUACCGAGAAAGAAAGAGUUGUAGAGCCAGCGAGAGUUGAUCAUGUACAGUAAGUUGUAUCCUAGAGAGUGUACAGUGUGUGUGUGAAUGUGUGUGUGGGUGUGUGUAUAGAUAUUCUAACCCUUAUGUAGCCUAUGUACUGUAUGUGCCACAGCGCCUCCUUCUUCAAUCAUUCCAUUAACUCACCAAUAUCAAGUGCUCCUGCUAUCAUUUCGGUCAGUUCAGGUAUUGAUCUAAUGUUCAUGAAUGUGCAGCAGUUCUUUGGAAACAUCGACGUACACCUGGCCUCCUCAGAAUAUCAUUUGACUUGCACACUGUAACGUGUAUGUGAACUGCAAAUCAUAAUAGCCAUUAACUUUGAUAACUCCUGAAAGGUGUUUAUUGUAACCCCAGUAACCAGACUGUUCUCCUCUGUGUGUGUUUGACUGCUCAGGCGUAACACUGCCCAGCGACUGUUCUUCACCAAAAUGAUGUGGUCUUAUCUCCUUCACUGUUGCAUAGUAGAGGUACUGUUUCAUCAGUGGGUCUUUGUAGUCAUUUCCUCUCUCGUGAGCCUGGCCUGUGUUUGUACUUUUUAAAAGACAUUUUAAUUUUUCAAUUACAGACCUGCAAUGACAUCAUGACACAGACAAAUCUUUAACAUCUAGGAAUAAUGCUUAAAAGGAAUAAUCUCACAUUUUCGCGGAAAGACACUUUUUCGUAUUCUUGCCGAGUGAGGCGACUCUUCAGCAAGAAAGCAAAUAAGCACAUUUCCCCAAAAUGCUGAAAUGUACCUGAAAGGCCAUGCACACCCACAAAAGCUCAUAAAUAUGCUUAAACUGGGCCACUUAAAAUUUGUAAGAGCCUUUCUAAAUAAUGUUGAAUAUGGUGUAUAAGCACCGCCUUGUGGUAAUCUAUGGAAUUGCACUUUGUUAUAUGGGGUGGGGGUGGGGUUUAGUCUAACUAUACACAGAAGUAAUGUACAGCAUGUCUGAGAGAAACUGUACUCUAUCAGUACAGGAUCUCAGUGAUUUGUAAAUAGCCAAAGUCUUCCAUUAUAAUGUUGGUAUGACCUUGCUGACAGUGGAGAGGAUACACACUGAUCCUGAUGUACAGACCUUUGAAGUGAAGUUUAAUUUAAAAAGUACAUCAUUUAUUUGAAAGAAAUACAGGAUAUAGCGUCACCUAAGAUAUUUGUCUUUCACACCAGCUCAAAAAACAGGAAAUUAUGGGAGUAAAAGACUUAAAAAAAAAAAAAAAGGAUUUUGUAAAUCGGUCUGUUUGUUGGAUAAAUCUCAGCCAAGAUGCAGUAUGUCCUACGUACAGUAUGUCGUAAGUAUCAAUAAUGUUCCCUUAUUUUGAUGGUGUUGAGGUUUGCUAGUCAGAUACUGUUUAAUCUUUACUUCAAAUGUUUGAUUUUACAUUUGAUCAAAUAUAUUCAAAGAAAUAAAAGUCUAAAGAAUA